Cynoglossus semilaevis (tongue sole) is the source of this 8537-nucleotide messenger RNA. It is a transcript of the gene arid1aa, whose product is annotated as AT-rich interaction domain 1Aa. Gene Ontology annotation, biological process: chromatin remodeling; positive regulation of DNA-templated transcription; regulation of transcription by RNA polymerase II. Lineage: Eukaryota; Metazoa; Chordata; Actinopteri; Pleuronectiformes; Cynoglossidae. The transcript is spliced from 20 exons. Gene Ontology annotation, cellular component: brahma complex; nBAF complex; SWI/SNF complex. Gene Ontology annotation, molecular function: nucleosome binding; DNA binding. The coding region runs from base 324 to 7259 and encodes 2311 amino acids. The record is from RefSeq and is a predicted model, not a curated record.
AGCCAUCUGUGCGGCUCAGUAAAAUGGCUGUAUGAAGCGGAGCCUCGUGUUGGUUGGGUUCGCUCCCUCUACCCGGGCUCAGUAACACAACUCCCACAACAAUUUCUGUCGCUGUUUUACGCAUUGUAUGGAUCCUGCACCGUCUCUUUAACCCAUCUACGGAACCGGAACCAGAGCUAUGGAAACCGGAUUCGGUCCGGAGUGAGGAGUUGGAAUGAAUCGGCACAAGGAUAAAUGGUUAUAAACAAUUAUUUAUAUUCAAUGCUAGCUUGUGAUUGUGACUGACUCGCCGAGAGAGGGAGAGAGAGGUGGGGGGGUUUAUCAUGGCCGCUCAGGUCGCCAGCGCCGCCGCUCUUAACACCAGCCCGCCUUCCGAAUUAAAAAAGCCGGAUCGAGAACCUAAGGAGGAUUCGGUUACGGGGGAGAAACAGUCGGACAAAAAACAGCCGAGUUUGGACAGCGGAUCACCGGGCCGGGGGGAUCUGCAGGACGGGGCCGAGGCUGGAAAUGCAGGGGGAGGAGGGGAACCUGAGAUGAAGAACGGGAAUGGGAACCCGCCCAGGGCUAACAAUAAUAAUCAGAAUGACUCUGUUGGACCGGAGGGAAAUAACCAUCCAGGUCUAGCGCAUCACCACGGAACCGCUUUUCCCCCACCUUCGUACGGAUACGGCCAGCCCUACGGUCGGGCCCCUUUUCAUCAACAUGGCGGACAACAAAGCCCUGGCAUGGCAGCUGCUGCGGGUCCGGUUGUGCAGUCGAGCAACAUGAUGGACCCGUAUCAAACCAAUUCACACGACCAUGGGUUUUCGAACCACCAAUUUAACAACUACAACCCAUUCCCGAACAGGACUCCAUAUCCAGGCCAAGGCUACGCCAUGAACUCGCCUCGCAGUAGCCAGGCGCCGACAGCUGGGGGGCAGCCAGCUAAGCAACAGCCACCAACAGGAGGACCUACGGCGAUGGCUCCCUCGUACAGUAACCAGAGAUAUAAUAUUGGGAAUCCUCAGCCUACAUCCACACCGACACUGAACAAGCUCCUAACGUCCCCCAGCUCAACGCGGGGUUAUCCAAACUAUCCGUCUGGUGACUACGGUAGCCAAGAAGGAGCUAGUAAGGGACCAGCAGACAUGGGCAGUAGCGGUCAGUAUGGAGGGAGCAAUCCGGGCUGGCAACAAAGGGGCCAUCACCCGUCGUCUAUGAGCCCGGGAAGUGCCGGGCAGCCGUUGGGCAGAAAUCAGCCACCUGGACCCAUGGAUCCAAUGGGUAAAAUAAGAGGCCAGCUAUAUGGAGCAGGUAGUCCAUACGGCCAACAGUCACAGCAGGGGCCUCCUACAGGUCCACAACAGGGGCCUGGGUACCCUGGACAGGGAUAUGGCCCCCCAGGUCCACAGCGAUAUCCAGUGGGAAUGCAAGGACGCACCCCUGGAGGAAUGGGUGGCAUGCCAUACGGUCCACAGAUGGGCUCCUAUGGACAGCAGGGACCAGGAGGAUAUGGUUCUCAAGGUCAGGCCCCAUACUAUGGUCAGCCAGGCCAGGGUCCUCAUCCAAGUCAACAGCAAGGGCCAUACUCUCAGCCCCCUCCUGGACAGCCAGGUAGCCAAACAUCUUACCCAGGGCAGCCCCAUCCUCCACCAACUUCUGCUCCUCACAGCCAGGGAGGACCACCUUAUCAGCAGCCUCACAUGCCCCAACAGCCCCAGGGGCCACUGCCAGGCCCACCUCAAGGGCCCCCACAAUCUCAGCCACCAUACUCUCAAGCCUCAGCCCCCCAGUCGGGCCAGUCUCCCUAUGCCCAGCAACAGGGUCCUCCCAGUCAGGCCCCACAGCAGCCAAGUUCCCAACCACCCCCUGGAUCACAGGGCCAGCCCAAUUACCCAGGAUCAUCACAGGGGCCACAGCAGCCUCCCUCGCAGCAACAGCAGGCACAGUCUCAGCCUCAACAGCAACCGCCAGGGCACGGCCAACACCCACAGGGCCAGCCCACAGUAUACCCUCAGAACCCGCAGCAAGCACAACAGUCACCUUAUCAGCGAUUUCCCCCUCCUCAACAGCAGGAGGUAUCCCAGGACUCAUUUCAGUCCAAUGCUCCACCAUCAACUCAGAAUAAACCUGGUCCAGAGGACGGCCAAGGCCGCCCUUCAAGCCUCCCAGUCAGUCAUUCUCCUUACUUCACAGCUGACCUGUCUGGUUCCAUCGAUGACCUGCCCACUGGUGCGGAAGGUGCGCUCAGUCCAGGUGUGAGCACUUCAGGAGUGUCAAGCAGCCAGGGUGAGCAGAGUAACCCGGCACAGUCGCCCUUCUCUCCUCAUACGUCUCCCCACCUGUCAGGCAUACGAGGGCCUUCACCUUCCCCAGCUGGCUCUCCUGCCAGUGCCAGCACACCCCGUACAGGACCACUGUCACCCGCCACCAUGCCAGGGACCCAGAUGCCUCCAAGGCCCUCAAGUGUGCAGUCAGAUGGGAGCCUACACCCAACAAUGAACCAGUCUCCUAUGACCCAGGACAGAGGUUUUAUGCAGAGAAACCCUCAGAUGCCAGCGUACGGCUCUCCCCAGUCGGCGUCAGCACUGUCGCCGCGCCAGUCUUCAGGGGGGCAGAUGCAUCCUGGGAUGGCCCCAUAUCCGCAGAACAACUCCAUGGGUGGCUAUGGGCAACAAGGAGGGCAAUAUGGCCCUCAAGGCUACCCUCGCCAACCUGGCUAUGGCAACAUGCCAAAUGCCAACUACCCAGGGCCUGGAAUGGGUCCAAUGAACCCAAUGGCAGGGCAAGGUGGUGGGCCACCGUAUGGAGGCAUGCCUCCAGGUAGGAUGCCCCCCAAUCAAAUGGGGGCACGUCCUUAUGGCCCCAAUAUGGGUCCAACUAUGGGCCCCAACAUGGGUCCAAACAUGCCACCUAACAUGGGCAACAUACCACCUCAGGUGGGCUCAGGAAUGUGCCCACCUCCAGGCAUGAACAGAAAACCCCAGGAUCCUGCAGCCAUGCAGCACCCUCCCACCAACUCCAUGCACAACAGGAUGUCUGGUUACCCUAACAUGGGUCCAGGGAUGAUGGGAUCUGGACCACCUUAUGGCCCUUCCAUGAACAGCAUGUCUGGAAUGAUGAACACUCAGGGUGGAUCACCUUAUCCUAUGGGGCCCAACAUGGCCAAUAACUCCAGUGGUAUGGCCCCAAGUCCAGAGAUGAACAACAAAAUGAAUAACAAAGUGGAUGGGAGUGGAACGCCCAAGCCAGAACCUAAGUCUAAGGUCCGCAGUAAGUCCAAUUCUUCCACAACAACCAAUGAAAUGAUAACACGACUGUACGAGUUAGGACCUGAGCCAGACAGGAAGAUGUGGGUGGACCGUUACCUGGCCUUCAUUGAAGAGAAGGCUAUGGGCAUGACCAACCUACCUGCUGUAGGGCGCAAGCCCCUUGACCUCUUCCGGCUCUAUAUGUCAGUGAAAGAAAUCGGAGGAAUGACACAGGUGAAUAAGAGCAAGAAAUGGCGUGACCUGGCCACUUCUCUUAAUGUGGGCACAUCCAGCAGUGCAGCCAGCUCUCUGAAGAAACAGUAUAUCCAAUGUUUGUAUGCAUUUGAGUGCAAAAUUGAGCGUGGUGAGGAUCCGCCACCAGAAAUCUUCACAGACAACAAAAAGAGCCAGGCUGCUAAGGUCCAACCACCGUCUCCAGCGUCCCUCUGCUCCACAGCUGGGUCAGGCUCUCUGCAGGGUCCGCAGACACCACAGUCCACCAGCAGCUCCAUGGCUGAGGGUGGAGACUUGAAACCUCCGACUCCAGCAUCCACUCCUCAUUCUCAGAUGCCCCCGAUGCCUCCAAUGUCCAGGAGUAGCGUCAACCUGCAGGACCCGUUUUCUGAAGGAAAUGACCCUGGUUUCCCAAGAAAGAACAUGACGCCCAACUCGGCCUACCAAUCCAGCAUUAACGCCCCAGACAUGCAGGGGCGCAUGGGUCCCUACGAACCAAACAAAGAUCCGUUCAGUAACAUACGCAAAGUUGGGGAGCAGUUCUUACCUGCUAGCCAAGGGCCUAACAGUGGGAUGGGUGACCAGUCACAGCAGCAACCACCACAACAGCAGCCCCCAUUUAACAGAGGACCACCUGGAGGAAUGGGCACCCUGCCAAUGGGACCCAGGCAGCAGUAUCCUUAUGGACCCGGCUAUGACAGGAGAUCGGAGCAAGGCAUGGGCCCAGAUGGAAGCAUGGGAUCUGGUGCCCCUCAGCCAAACCCAAUGAUGCCUGCCAAUACCGAUACAGGGAUGUAUUCGCCAAAUCGUUUCCCACCACAGCAGCCACGACAUGAUUCCUAUGGUAAUCAGUUUCCUGGACAGGGAACGCCCCCUACUGGCUCAUACCCAAAUCAACAGCCUGGAAUGUACCCCCAGCAACAGCAGAGUUAUAAGCGCCAUGGAGAAGGUGCUUAUCCUCCAUCAAAACGUCAUGAGAGUGAGUACAGUGGGCCUUUCCCUGGUGGACAACAACCACCGCAGCAGCAGCCACAGCAAGUAGGCACCCCAGCACCCUCUUCAGGACAACAGGAGUCCUACAAUCAGUACGGCAGCAGCGGACCCUAUCCUGGCUCUGAUCGCCGCCCUCCUGGUCCAGGCAAUCAGUUCCCCUACUCCUUUAGUCGUGAUCGGAUGCAGGGAGGUUCAGGUCCCAACGCGCAGCCCACCAUGCCCCCUCAGAUGAUGCAGUCAGAGGGUCCUCAGGGGAGCAUGUGGCAAGGACCACGAGACAUGAACUAUCAGAACUUCACCAGUAGACAAAGUGGCCCUGGGGGCCCACCCCAGGGACCUGGCUACCCUGGCAUGAACCGUUCAGAGGAGAUGAUGUCAUCAGAACAGCGUAUGAAUCAUGAUGGUCAGUGGGGUGGUCAGAUGGGGCCUCGACAGCCCCCUUACGGUCCAGCAGGGCCUGGCCAACCGAUGCCCCGAUCAGUACAGUCCAACUAUCAGCCCCCUCAGGGUGUGCAGAACCACAUUCCACAGGUGUCCAGCCCAGCCUCCAUGCCUCGCCCAAUGGAGAGCCGGACAUCACCCAGUAAAUCCCCUUACAUACAUGGAGUAAUGAAGAUGCAGAAGGCUGGACCUCCAGUGCCGGCAUCACACAUAGUGCCCCCUCCGGUACAGUCACCUCUGAUAAGGAGAGACAUGCCUUUUCCCCCAGGCUCUGUAGAAGCCACUCAUCCUAUCCUGAAGCCACGACGGAGACUCACUAUGAAAGAUAUUGGAACACCAGAGGCCUGGAGAGUUAUGAUGUCUCUGAAAUCUGGUUUGUUGGCUGAGAGUACAUGGGCCUUAGACACCAUUAACAUUCUGCUGUACGACGACGGCAGUAUUUCAACCUUUGAUCUCAACACGUUACCUGGCUUCUUGGAGUUGGUUGUUGAGUAUUUCAGACGCUGCCUGAUUGAAAUCUUUGGCAUUCUCCAAGAGUAUGAGGUUGGAGAUCCUGGCCAGAGGACGCUUCUUGAUCCUGAUGCUCUGAAACAAGACUGGGACAUUACUGAAGAAGAGGAGACACAGCCUGAGGACAUGGAACAACAAGAAGAUGAUGAUGAUGAGGAGGAGGAGGAGGAACAAGAAACCGAUGGGCCAGUUCAUGUAAAAGAGGAGGAAGAUCAGGAGCAAUGCACCACAGCAUCUCAGGGCCCAGAUGAGUCAACAGAGGAUGAGGAGAGGAAGGCUAAAGGUCCUGCGUCCGAUCAGGCCGGCCUGCAGCUCUUACCUGCCCAAGACAGACCCAAACAGGCUAGCAAAUUUGACAAGUUUCCUCUAAAGGUGGUACGAAAGAAAGACCCAUUUGUAGCUGGCCAGUCUAGUAAUUAUGGCAAAAUCCAAGAGUUUGACAGUGGGCUGCUUCAUUGGAGUGCGGGAGGAGGAGACUCAACCGAACACAUUCAGACCCACUUCGAACCACGCAAAGACUUCUUGGAGCCUCGAGAACGAAUACCUGUUCCCUCAGCUUUGCUAAAGAGACGGGUCCCUGAAGAAGAGACACGGGAACAUUAUUUACCGACUUUGGAGGAGAUAAGUAAGGAUCAAGACAAAGAAGAGAGUCCUAAAGAGUCGUCCUCCUCAGAGAAUGCAACCGUCUCCGAAAAGGCCAGUCCUCCACACAGCACUGAGGAGGAGGAGGAGGAGAAGGAGAAGAAAACUCUUAGUGAGAUAAUUGAUAAAGCUGCUUUAAGUCAUCAGGAGAAUAACAGAGCGGUUACUUCCACUGGCAGCGUUUUAUCCCUGCGGGUGCAGCAGACUGGCACCAUCCUGGAGGAUGAGCCUCACAGUAAAGAUGAGGGGCCCCUCAUUACACUGGCCAACUGGCAGGACUCCUUGGCCCGUCGUUGCAUUUGUGUCUCCAACAUCAUUCGAAGUCUCUCUUUUGUUCCUGGCAAUGACCAUGAGAUGUCCAAACACCCAGGGCUGUUGCUGCUACUUGGACGCCUGAUUCUGCUCCAUCACAGACACCCCGAACGCAAACAGGCUCCCCUCACCUACGAAAAAGAUGAAGAGACCGAUGAAGGAGUAGGCCAGAAGGAUGAAUGGUGGUGGGACUGUUUGGAGCUCCUGAGGGAGAACACACUGGUCACAUUGGCCAACAUAUCAGGCCAGCUUGAUCUUUCCAUCUACCCAGAGAGCAUCUGCUUGCCCCUACUGGAUGGUCUCCUCCACUGGGCUGUCUGCCCCUCAGCAGAAGCUCAGGAUCCAUUCCCCACUCUGGGCCCCCACAGUGCUUUGUCACCUCAGAGACUGGUCCUGGAAACGUUAAGUAAAUUAAGCAUCCAAGACAACAAUGUUGACCUCAUCCUGGCUACUCCACCAUUCAGUCGGUUAGAGAAGCUGUACGGGAACCUGGUGCGGCUAAUUGGAGACCGGAAGAUUGCAGUUUGCAGGGAGAUGGCCGUGGUCCUACUGGCCAACCUGGCCCAGGGUGAUACCCUGGCAGCCCGAGCCAUUGCUGUUCAGAAGGGCAGUGUGGGCAACUUGCUGGGCUUCUUGGAGGAUAGUCUGGCAGCCACACAGCUUCAGCAGAGCCAGAGCUCUCUUCUUCACCUACAGGGGAUGCAUUUUGAACCCACAAGUCCGGACAUGAUGCGGCGAGCAGCCCGGGCUCUGCACGCCUUAGCCAAGGUGGAGGAGAACCACUCAGAGUUCACACUACACGAGUCCCGACUCCUCGACCUUUCGGUGUCUCCCCUAAUGAACUCACUGGUUUCUCAUGUUAUCUGUGAUGUACUCUUUUUGAUAGGCCAGUCAUGACAGCUAUAGGGAGCUGUGGCUCCACUUACUGGGGAUUUUAUCCCCAAUUCCCUUUUCCCUGGUAACCUGGCUUAUGUGUAUAACAGGGCAAAGAAAGUUCAAGUGACUGUCUUUUUAAUUUAUGAAAAUCCUUCAGAUUCCAUUCUCUGAGCCCUCCCCAGGCCGUCCUUGCUUGGGGAGGAUAAUCACAGAGCUGGGGUGGAUUACAAACCAGAGAGAAGCCCACAAAGUGACACUACUUGCAAAAUGAAUGCCAACUGGAUGACACAGAGCAGAGCACCAUGGAUGGGAGACUGUUCUGCACUUGGGGGAAAAGUAAUUUUUAAUAAAACUAAAUAAAUGAAUAAAUAGCUGAAAAACAAAAACUGUAACCAAAGUUGCUGUCUCGUUUACAGUGAGUUUGGGAGACACAGUGUGCCCUCGCUCUCCCUCAAGGGCACAGUGAGUCUGUAACUGGUUGAUGUUCAGAGGUUAACGCAGACUGACAAGUGGCCUACUGGUUGUAGUUGCUGUAGUUGGAUUCUCACCUGUCAGCCUGGCAGCAGACGAAGUGCUGUCGGUAGACACCUUCACCAGGGAGGCCUGUGCAGUGUGCAGUAGAUUGUAGGACAUUUUCUGUACCAUACUGCUCUUGAGUGUAAGCAUUCUGUAACACGUUUCACACAGAAAGCUGGAGAUGCAGCUCUUCUAGAGUUUGAGGUCAUUUUAGAUUGGUGUUAAACAGAAAUGGCUUUCUUCCCCAAAGUAUCAUGAACCUACAACACCCUUACCUCCUCUUAUCCCUUGAUUGUAUGAAUACCCUUAUGAAAAGAAAUCACCUCUUAGGACUGGUUUUCGACUUCAAAUACAGCUUUGCUGUGGUGUAUAUAUAAUGUUGUACAUUACACUUCCUUUCUCUGUGUCUGUCUCUGUCUGUGUCCCUAUUCUCACUUGUUAUUGGUGAGGGAUGGAGGCUGACUUGAGUUUGGUCCAUGACCUUCAGUCCCUGCUGAUUAGACCCACUCCUCUGGUCUCUCCACAGCUCCGUAGUACGGCAGACACGGCUCAUACCUGUUAUCUCCUGGUACAACAAAAAUAAACUAGAUGAAGUACACAUUGACAACUUUUCUCCGGUCAUGGAUUCUGCAUAUUUGUAUUUCAGACUAUGUAGCUAAGACAACAUGUAAAUUCCUCCCUUUCCCUUUUUUGGCUCAAUGAAUAUCAUUUAUUCAGUAUGAAAUCUUUAUACUAUAUGUUCCACGUGGUAAGAAUAAAUGUACAUUAAAUCUUCGUAAGCUG